UCUAGCACGCUACAUCACGAUGCGGUUCUUUCUGUUUCUCGUUGUUGUGCUGGCUUGUGUUGCCCUCACUACAGGCAAAAAGGAUAAGUCCAAAUCAAAAUGCAAGAAGUUGGAGAAAAAGAUCAAUAAGUGUUUCAAGAAAGGCUUUUCUCCAAAAUCUCUCGAAGGUUGCAAAAUAGAAGAUGAAAAAAUAAAGAAAAGACGUGCUAAGAAAUGCAAAGCACUUGAAGAUCAGGUCAUCUCUGCAGGUUGCAGCAUUAAAGCAUGUAAAGGACCUGAACCAGAACCAGAACCUGAACCUGAACCUGAACCUGAACCUGAACCUGAACCUGAACCUGAACCUGAACCUGAACCUGAACCUGAACCUGAACCUGAACCUGAACCAACUGGUCCAACUUGGUGCCAACACGAGAACAGUUUCCUGUACAGCUAUGGUGGAGCAUCCUACAACAGUCUAGAAGAUGCUAAAAAUGCUUGUUUGGAGAAUGCCAAAUGUAAUGGAAUCACUCAGGAGCCUUACAAAAGUAACCGUUAUACACAACGAGUUGGACCUGAAAUACACGACUGGAGCCCAACCGGUGAAACUUCUUGGACAGUCUGCGAUGAACCAGAAGUAGAACCUGAACCAGAAGUAGAACCUGAACCAGAACCUGAACCAACUGGUCCAACUUGGUGCCAACACGAGAACAGUUUCCUGUACAGCUAUGCUGGAGCAUCCUACAACAGUCUAGAAGAUGCUAAAAAUGCUUGUUUGGAAAACGCCAAAUGUAAUGGAAUCACUCAGGAGCCUUACAACAGUAACCGAUAUACACAACGAGUUGGACCUAAAAUACAGGACUGGAGCCCAACCGGUGAAACUUCAUGGACAGUCUGUUAAAAUAUUAUUGAAUAUUUGAAUUUGAAGAAGCAUGAGAACACCUAAAUAUGUUAAGACUUUAUUAUGAUAUAGGUGGAAGAAUUUAACAUUCAAAGAUUAAAAUACAGUUUAGAAAUUUUUUGCAUGACACAAAAAUGAACUGAUUACUGACAUGAUUUUAUCUUGAUAUUUGCAAA
Bolinopsis microptera is the source of this 1053-nucleotide messenger RNA. Its product is annotated as keratinocyte proline-rich protein-like. The record is from RefSeq and is a predicted model, not a curated record. The transcript has 3 exons. The coding region runs from base 20 to 877 and encodes 285 amino acids. NCBI's taxonomy places the organism in Eukaryota, Metazoa, Ctenophora, Tentaculata, Lobata, Bolinopsidae.